UGGCCCUUCACCCGCUCUUAUACCUUUACUCCAUCUUCUGUGAGGUUGCUUCACAUUCGACCACCAUGGCUGACUGGGUUCCCGCCACCGGAAAGCACUCCGUUAACAUCGGCAGCUCUGUGCGCAGAGCGCUCAAGGCACGAAAGGGUAUCGCCCCGCCCACGAAGAAGGGCAACAUCCCAGACCGCGAGUUUUACUCCUUUAAAUGGGGCUUCAAACCCGAAUCCAUCGAUCCGACAAAGCCUGGGACCAUAGAGGUGAAGAAGAACCAGGAGACGGGAGAGACGGCCGUCACCGUCGAACGUCCGAGCACAGCGCAGCCAGGUGAUGUCUUGAUAUAUUCGGGCCAAGAGCCGGCGAAGCCAAGGGACAUGGACUUCGUCCUCAUCUAUGAUGAAGCCACACAGGAAUAUACCCUGGAGAAGAUAGAAACCCAUUUCGUGCUGAACACCCACGUACGGGCGCACGAAUCAACUAUACGAGCCAAUCGAUCGCCUAUGGGAGCCUCAUUGUCGACGCCUGAAACCAAAGACUCGCCCAAUGAAGCCCCGACGCCGGUCAUCCGUCGAGAAGAGGAAGAAAGCUCCGGUGACGAAAUACUCGCAGCAGCAACAGCCUCAUCAAAACGAGCGGCCCCCGCCCGAAAACCCAUUUCUCCGCCCGCUCGUCCUGCCGUUCCUACCGUCACGGCCGCCACUCCCUCCCCGAGUGGCACCCCCUCACGCACGCCCAAACCGUUGGCCACUGCCAACGCGGCUGCGUCAUCGAGCAAGCUCAAGCAGGCGGACAGCAUUGACCUUGACCUUGAGCUGGAUUUGGACCCUCCCCCUCCCACCUCUUCCGCAGACGCAGGCGUUGAGGCGGAGGUGAUCGACUUUGGCAAGCCUUCGCGACCGGCACCGGCAUCACCGUCGCGGAAACGGAAAAGGCCGUCCCCGCCGGCCUCGCCGCCGCCGCGGGCACCGGCACCGGCACCAAAUCCGCUAUCGCUCUCAUUUCCCAGCGCAUCCAAUUCCACGGUGUUGCCCUCGUCUCUGGGUCUGCCUCCUGCAGGCGCGGAUGAUGAUUCAGAUGAUGAUGACUGGGAAGCGGUCGUCGGGGCGGACACGCAGCCAUCCACGUCCGCCCUAACUCUCAACGGGCACGAGCCUGAAGACGAUCUCGAGGCGCAGCUCACCCUGGCGCUCGACGGCGGCGAAGACGAUGGCGAGGGCGAGGACGAGGAGAUCGACGCGGGCGCGCUCGAGGCCGAGAUGGCGGACCUCGGCGCUGCGGACGCGGAGGGUGACUCGGAUGACGAGUUCCUUGCAGCAGUGAACGGUGACGAUGACGACGCUGCUCCGCCAGGCGCAGGUGGCCGGCCUCUCACGAUGAGCGAGCUGUUGGGCGGCGAGGGCGCGUAUGAGGGCGACACGACGGAUUCGGAUGACGACAGCGACGAAGAUUAGGUCGUCGAUCUGGAGGGCUAUGGUGAUUAGAUAUUUUUGGUCUGAUCUUAGACUUAUUCGAGGGAUACGUCAAUUCGCGCUGCGAUGUAUCUGCUUGGUUGCUCGUCCGCAUGAUUAGCACACUAUGUAGCGAGUGC
Molecule: messenger RNA, 1585 nt
Organism: Punctularia strigosozonata HHB-11173 SS5
Lineage: Eukaryota; Fungi; Basidiomycota; Agaricomycetes; Corticiales; Punctulariaceae
Exons: 5
Coding region: 66-1448 (460 amino acids)
Biological process (GO): regulation of transcription elongation by RNA polymerase II; positive regulation of DNA-templated transcription
Cellular component (GO): super elongation complex
Molecular function (GO): transcription elongation factor activity
Source: RefSeq, a predicted model, not a curated record